Molecule: messenger RNA, 6126 nt
Organism: Propithecus coquereli (Coquerel's sifaka)
Lineage: Eukaryota; Metazoa; Chordata; Mammalia; Primates; Indriidae
Gene: TCF20
Product: transcription factor 20 (AR1)
Exons: 5
Coding region: 68-5923 (1951 amino acids)
Biological process (GO): regulation of transcription by RNA polymerase II
Cellular component (GO): nucleus
Source: RefSeq, a predicted model, not a curated record
GGCCAAGGGACGGGGCGGGGGGCUUCAGCAGGAGGGCUGUUGGCCUGCUGCUGUGCUGCUGAACAGUAUGCAGUCCUUUCGGGAGCAAAGCAGUUACCACGGAAACCAGCAGAGCUACCCACAGGAGGUACACAGCUCAUCCCGGAUAGAAGAGUUCAGCCCUCGUCAGGCCCAGAUGUUCCAGAAUUUUGGGGGUGCAGGUGGCAGUAGUGGUGGCAGUGGCAGUGGCAGUGGUGGUGGACGACGAGGAGCAGCAGCUGCUGCUGCAGCGAUGGCUAGUGAAACCUCUGGCCACCAAGGUUACCAGGGUUUCAGAAAAGAGGCUGGAGAUUUUUACUACAUGGCAGGCAACAAAGACCCUGUGGCUACAGGAACCCCACAACCUCCUCAGCGAAGGCCUUCUGGGCCUGUGCAGAGCUAUGGACCCCCCCAGGGCAGCAGCUUUGGCAAUCAAUAUGGGAGUGAGGGUCAUGUGGGCCAGUUUCAAGCACAGCACUCUGCUCUUGGUGGUGUUUCUCAUUAUCAGCAGGAUUACACAGGGCCUUUCUCUCCAGGGAGUGCUCAGUACCAACAGCAGGCUUCCAGCCAACAGCAGCAGCAGCAAGUACAGCAGUUGAGACAACAGCUUUACCAAUCCCAUCAGCCUCUGCCACAAGCUACUGGCCAGCCAGCGUCUGGCUCGUCCCAUCUCCAGCCAAUGCAACGGCCUUCAACUCUGCCAUCCUCUGCCACUGGUUACCAGUUAAGAGUGGGUCAGUUUGGCCAACACUACCAGUCUUCUGCCUCCUCCUCCUCCUCCUCCUCCUUUCCUUCACCACAACGUUUUAGCCAGUCUGGACAGAGCUAUGAUGGCAGUUACAGUGUGAAUACCGGAUCCCAGUAUGAAGGACAUAAUGUGGGUUCUAACGCACAGGCUUAUGGCACACAAUCAAAUUAUAGCUAUCAGCCUCAAUCUAUGAAGAAUUUUGAACAGGCAAAGAUUCCACAAGGGACCCAGCAGGGGCAGCAGCAGCAGCAGCAGCAGCAACAGCAACAGCAGCAGCAGCAACAGCAGCAGCAGCAACAGCAACAACAACAACAACAUCCCUCUCAGCAUGUGAUGCAGUAUACCAAUGCAGCCACCAAGCUGCCCCUGCAAAGCCAGGUGGGGCAGUACAGCCAGCCCGAAGUUCCUGUGAGGUCCCCCAUGCAGUUUCACCAGAACUUCAGCCCUAUUUCUAACCCUUCUCCAGCUGCCUCUGUGGUACAGUCUCCAAGCUGUAGCUCUACCCCAUCUCCUCUAAUGCAGAGUGGGGAGAAUCUCCAGUGUGGGCAAGGCAGUGUGCCCAUGGGUUCCAGAAACAGAAUUUUGCAGUUAAUGCCUCAACUCAGUCCAACUCCAUCAAUGCUACCCAGUCCUAAUUCUCAUGCUGCAGGCUUCAAAGGGUUUGGACUAGAAGGGGUGCCGGAAAAGCGAUUGACAGAUCCUGGUUUGAGUAGUUUGAGUGCCCUGAGCACUCAAGUGGCCAAUCUUCCUAAUACUGUCCAGCACAUGUUACUUUCUGAUGCCCUGACACCUCAGAAGAAGACCUCCAAGAGGCCCUCAUCUUCUAAGAAAGCAGAUAGCUGCACAAACUCUGAAGGUUCCUCACAGCCUGAAGAACAACUGAAGUCCCCUAUGGCAGAGUCACUGGAUGGAGGCUGCUCCAGCAGUUCAGAAGACCAAGGCGAGAGAGUGCGGCAGUUGAGUGGCCAGAGCACUAGCUCUGACACCACUUAUAAGGGUGGAGCCUCAGAGAAAGCUGGCUCCUCUCCAGCACCAGGUGCUCAGAAUGAACCCCCCAGACUCAGUGCCAGUCCCGCAGCAAGAGAAGAGGCUACCUCGCCAGGUGCUAAGGACACACCAUCAUCAUCUGAGGGGAACCCAAAAGUCAAUGAGAAAACAGUUGGGGUGAUUGUCUCCCGGGAAGCCAUGACAAGUCGGGUAGAAAAGCCGGGUGGACAAGAUAAAGGCUCCCAAGAGGAUGAUCCUGCAGCCACUCAAAGGCCACCUAGCGACAGUGGGGCAAAGGAAAGCAGCCACGCCUCACUUCCACAUCCAGAGCCUCCAGGAGGAGGGAGCAAAGGAAACAAGAAUGGAGAUAACAACUCCAACCAUAAUGGAGAGGGAAAUGGCCAGAGUGGCCACUCCACUGUGGGCCCUGGUUUUACAGGAAGAACUGAGCCUAGCAAAUCUCCUGGAAGCCUACGCUAUAGUUACAAAGACAGUUUUGGGUCAGCUGUGCCACGAAAUGUCAGUGGCUUUCCUCAGUAUCCUACAGGGCAAGAAAAGGGGGAUUUCACUGGCCAUGGAGAACGAAAGGGUAGAAAUGAGAAGUUCCCGAGCCUCCUUCAGGAAGUGCUUCAGGGCUACCACCACCACCCUGACCGGAGAUAUUCUAGGAGUGCUCAGGAGCAUCAGGGGAUGGCUAGUGGCCUAGAAGGAACCGCAAGGCCCAAUGUCUUAGUGAGUCAGACCAAUGAAUUAGCUAACAGGGGCCUUCUGAACAAAAGCAUUGGGUCUCUAUUAGAAAACCCACACUGGGGCCCCUGGGAAAGGAAAUCAAGCAGUACGGCUCCUGAAAUGAAACAGAUCAAUUUGGCUGACUAUCCAAUUCCCAGAAAGUUUGAAAUAGAGCCUCAGUCAUCAGCCCAUGAGCCUGGGGGUUCCCUCUCUGAACGAAGAUCAGUGAUCUGUGAUAUUUCUCCACUAAGACAGAUUGUCAGAGACCCGGGGGCUCACUCACUGGGACACAUAGGUGCCGACACCAGAAUUGGGAGGAAUGAGCGCCUCAAUCCAAGUUUAAGUCAGUCAGUCAUUCUUCCAGGUGGUUUGGUGUCCAUGGAAACAAAGCUGAAAUGCCAGAGCGGGCAGAUAAAAGAAGAAGACUUUGAACAAUCCAAAUCCCAGGCUAGUUUCAACAACAAGAAAUCUGGAGACCACUGCCAUCCUGCUAGCAUCAAGCAUGAGUCUUACCGUGGCAAUGCCAGCCCUGGAGCAGCAGCCCAUGAUUCCCUUUCAGACUACGGCCCACAAGACAGCAGACCCACACCAAUGCGGCGGGUCGCUGGCAGAGUUGGUGGUCGGGAGGGCAUGAGGGGUCGGUCCCCUUCUCAGUAUCAUGACUUUGCAGAAAAAUUGAAGAUGUCUCCUGGGAGGAGCAGAGGCCUUGGGGGAGACCCUCAUCACAUGAAUCCACACAUGACCUUUUCAGAGAGGGCCAACAGGAGUUCCUUGCAUGCUCCCUUUUCUCCCAACUCAGAAAGCCUGGCCUCUGCCUAUCACACGAACACUCGGGCUCAUGCUUAUGGGGAUCCUAAUGCAGGUUUGAAUUCUCAGCUCCAUUAUAAGAGACAGAUGUACCAACAGCAGCAAGAGGAAUAUAAAGAGUGGAGCAGCACUUCUGCUCAGGGAGUAAUUGCUGCAGCACAGCACAGGCAGGAGGGGCCACGGAAGAGCCCACGGCAGCAGCAGUUUCUUGACAGAGUACGGAGCCCUCUUAAAAAUGACAAAGAUGGUAUGAUGUACGGCCCACCAGUAGGGACUUACCAUGACCCCAGUGCUCAGGAGGCUGGGCGCUGCCUCAUGUCCAGUGAUGGUCUGCCUAACAAAGGCAUGGAAUUAAAGCAUGGCUCCCAGAAGUUACAAGAAUCUUGUUGGGAUCUUUCUCGCCAAACUUCUCCAGCCAAAAGCAGUGGUCCUCCAGGAAUGUCCAGUCAAAAAAGGUAUGGGCCACCCCAUGAGACUGAUGGACAUGGACUAGCUGAGUCUACACAGUCAUCCAAACCCAGUAAUGUUAUGCUAAGGCUUCCAGGUCAAGAGGAUCAUUCCUCUCAAAACCCCUUAAUCAUGAGGAGGCGUGUCCGUUCUUUUAUCUCUCCCAUUCCCAGUAAGAGACAGUCACAAGAUGUAAAGAACAGCAACACUGAAGAUAGGGGGCGCCUCCUUCACCCAUCAAAAGAAGUCACUGAUAAAGCAUUCAAUUCCUAUGCCCAUCUUUCUCACAGUCAGGACAUCAAGUCUGUCCCUAAGAGAGAUUCCUCCAAGGACCUUCCAAGUCCAGAUAAUAGAAACUGCCCUGCUGUUACCCUCACAAGCCCUGCUAAAACCAAAAUACUGCCCCCACGGAAAGGACGGGGAUUGAAAUUGGAAGCUAUAGUUCAGAAGAUCACGUCCCCAAAUAUUAGGAGGAGUACGUCUUCGAACAGUGCAGAGGCUGGGGGAGACACAGUUACGCUUGAUGACAUCUUGUCUUUGAAAAGUGGUCCGCCGGAAAGUGGGAGCCUUGCUGUUCAGGAUGCCGACAUGGAGAAGAGAAAAGGUGAGGUAGUAUCUGACCUAGUAGGUACAACAAACCAGGAGUUGAACGUUGAGAAACCUCUUCCUAGGUCUUCAGAAGAGUGGCGUAGUGGUGGGGACGACAAAGUGAAGACAGAGACACAUCCAGAAACAGUUACAACCGGAAAGGAACCCCCUGGUGUCAUGACAUCUGCAACCUCACAAAAGCCUGGUAGUAACCAAGGGAGACCAGAUGGUUCCCUGGGUGGAACAGCACCUUUAAUCUUUCCUGACUCAAAGAAUGUACCUCCAGUGGGCAUAUUGGCCCCUGAGGCAAAUCCCAAGGCUGAAGAGAAAGAGAACGAUACGGUUACAAUUUCGCCCAAACAAGAGGGUUUCCCCCCAAAAGGAUAUUUCCCAUCAGGAAAGAAGAAGGGUAGACCCAUUGGUAGUGUGAAUAAGCAAAAGAAACAACAGCAGCCACCGCCUCCGCCCCCUCAGCCCCCUCAGAUACCAGAAGGUUCUGCAGAUGGAGAGCCAAAGCCAAAAAAACAGAGGCAAAGGAGGGAGAGAAGGAAGCCUGGGGCCCAGCCAAGGAAGCGAAAAACCAAACAAGCAGUUCCCAUUGUAGAACCCCAAGAACCUGAGAUCAAACUCAAGUAUGCCACCCAGCCACUGGAUAAAACUGAUGCCAAGAACAAGUCUUUUUUCCCUUAUAUCCAUGUAGUAAACAAGUGUGAACUUGGAGCCGUUUGUACAAUCAUCAAUGCUGAAGAAGAAGAACAGACCAAAUUAGUGAGGGGUCGGAAGGGUCAGAGGUCACUGACCCCUCCACCCAGCAGCACUGAAAGCAAGGCACUCCCAGCUUCAUCCUUCAUGCUGCAGGGACCUGUUGUGACAGAGUCUUCUGUUAUGGGGCACCUGGUUUGCUGUCUGUGUGGCAAGUGGGCCAGUUACCGCAACAUGGGUGACCUCUUUGGACCCUUUUAUCCCCAGGAUUAUGCAGCCACUCUCCCGAAGAAUCCACCUCCUAAGAGAGCCUCAGAAAUGCAGAGCAAAGUGAAGGUACGGCACAAAAGUGCUUCUAACGGCUCCAAGACGGACACUGAGGAGGAAGAGGAGCAGCAGCAGAAGGAGCAGAGGAGCCUGGCCGCACACCCCAGGUUUAAGCGGCGCCACCGCUCUGAAGACUGUGGUGGAGGCCCUCGGUCCCUGUCCAGGGGGCUCCCUUGUAAAAAAGCAGCCACUGAGGGCAGCAGCGAAAAGACUGCUUUGGACUCAAAGCCCUCCGUGCCAACCACUUCAGAAGGUGGCCCCGAGCUGGAGUUACAAAUCCCUGAACUACCUCUUGACAGCAAUGAAUUUUGGGUCCAUGAGGGAUGUAUUCUCUGGGCCAAUGGAAUCUACCUGGUUUGUGGCAGGCUCUAUGGCCUGCAGGAAGCGCUGGAAAUAGCCAGAGAGAUGAAAUGUUCCCACUGCCAGGAGGCAGGCGCCACCUUGGGCUGCUACAACAAAGGCUGCUCCUUCCGAUACCAUUACCCGUGUGCCAUUGAUGCAGAUUGUUUGCUACAUGAAGAAAACUUCUCGGUGAGGUGCCCCAAGCACAAGGUGAGACUGUGGAGAUGAGAAAGAAGGUGGUGGACACUCAUGUUGGAAACGGUCCUACCCGCAGCCCCACCCUGCCCCGCCCCACGUGCCCGCCCAUGCCAGCACUUCCUUCCUAAGCUCUCACAUCACAUUCAAACCAGUGACACCACAGGAAAGAAAGACCCAAGACGUCAGAAUGGCUGUUUCCAUGGACACAAUCUCCAUAGUGACAAUGUGGGGGG